This is a messenger RNA of Lottia gigantea (owl limpet), 825 nucleotides long. RefSeq lists its product as hypothetical. The annotation marks the transcript as partial. The record is from RefSeq and is a predicted model, not a curated record. The transcript is spliced from 8 exons. NCBI's taxonomy places the organism in Eukaryota, Metazoa, Mollusca, Gastropoda, Lottiidae.
AUGGCAUCAGCAGGAACAGCAUUCCUUCAAGAUAUAACAAUAGGUAAAGUGAUGCGAGCUGUAUUUAAACGAAGAUUAACUGAUGGUAGUGGAUAUUAUGCCGAGCUGUUUGAUGAAGGAGAGAGUGUUAUUGAUAAAGUGAUAGCUGAAGGACAUGGUAUAUUACGACAGACGCAGAAACCAUUAAAUUCUCAGAAUAAUAAUCUAAAUAAUGAUGGUUAUACUGGCGGUUAUAAUGAUAAUAAAAUGAAUUAUAAUCGUAAUCCUAUGAGAGACGGUAAUAACAUGAUGUCUGUUGAUAAAAGACGAGAGUUCGAGAAAACACUGCAAUCAGAAUAUCAGUUAAUGUCUAACAAGUUAAUGGAAAACAAUCUCGGUCAAUUGUUACAAAUGAUUAUGAACGUAGCAACAAAAGUUAAGCAGUUAAGAUGUCAGUUUCCAGUAGAUAAGAAUACACCAUUAGAUGAUGGUCUAGAUCUGAUACUAGAUGAUACUAAUAGAUUAACUAAUAUACAAGUAGACAGUCUACCUACUGUAGUCUCUACUCUAUCUACUUAUAAAGCUGCUCAGAAAGAAAUCUCUCUGUCUAAAGAUCAGAAAGAGAUAGAUGAAAUGAUCAAAACAAGAGAUUUAGCAAGAGUAGAGUUGUAUGAAAAGUUAAAAGUUUGUGUUAGUGAUUUACAAAAUUAUCCUUUCGAAGAAAGAGGUCAAAAAGUCAAGCAAUGUUUAGAAACAAUAGAGAAGAACUACAGUUUUUUUCUGACUCAAAAUUUCCCUGUAGUCACACCUCUACCUGAAGUAUUACCAUUAUAUAAAGAAUGGAAG